Molecule: messenger RNA, 182 nt
Organism: Acanthamoeba castellanii str. Neff
Lineage: Eukaryota; Discosea; Longamoebia; Acanthamoebidae
Product: Notch, putative
Exons: 3
Molecular function (GO): protein binding
Source: RefSeq, a predicted model, not a curated record
AUGUUGUCGUGUCGUGUCUUGGACGCCCGCGCCAAUCUGGGCCUCACCGCGCUGCACUACGCGGCCGGCAACGGAGCCGCCGAGGCUCUCCAGCUCUUGCUCAACCACGGCGCGCGAUAUCAGAUGAAGGACCUGCGCCAGCGCACGCCGCACUACUUGGCCCAGCACAACAACCACGCCCA